Haliotis rufescens (red abalone) is the source of this 4284-nucleotide messenger RNA. RefSeq names its product slowpoke-binding protein-like. Gene Ontology annotation, molecular function: actin binding; ATP binding; protein kinase activity. The record is from RefSeq and is a predicted model, not a curated record. Gene Ontology annotation, biological process: protein phosphorylation. The coding region runs from base 125 to 1525 and encodes 466 amino acids. Lineage: Eukaryota; Metazoa; Mollusca; Gastropoda; Lepetellida; Haliotidae. The transcript has 15 exons.
ACAGGUCACGAGGAAAACAAACAAGAUGGCGACACACGUGAUGGCGUUUUGAGGUCGCGGAGCCUGUCAUGCGGGUGAAGGACAUAGUUUUUACAACUUCUGUGGACGAGGAUAACCAGUCAAGAUGGUAGACAUUCUGCCGUGGCUCGACGAACACCUAUAUGUGCCGAUCCUCGGUGGACUGGCGUUGGUGGCCAUCAUUGCUGUCAUUGUCUGGUGCUGUGUCCGCAAGUGUAGGAACAGGUACAAGUUUCCGUAUCAACGGAUCGGAGAGUAUGAUGUUGCCCUCUCAGAGAAAAUGGAGAGAGAAAAGCAGCAGAAAAUAAUAGCAGUGAGAGAUUCUGCAUUCAUGAGCUGCCAGUUCUACCUGCGAUCUCACCCCCAGUAUGACAACGUCCAGCAGCUGAAGGACCUAGGGAGCAGGAUCGACAAGCACUGGUUCCGUGUGCGUGACAGUCGGCUGAAGGUGGACCGUGUUCUCACCACCAUCCCCAGCAACCUGAAGAUGGUGCUUCCCUUCACUCCAGCCACCAGCAAGGUCCUCAAGGAUCUCUUCAGCCUCCUCCAGCACCCGUAUGUGUUCGCCAUCUCCGAGUUAAACUUUUCGGUGGAGCAGAUGUGCAUCAUUACUGUCCAGCCAAUCAGCAUGCGGGGAUCUCUGAAGGAUGUCAUCUACCAGCGUAAGUUUACGGAAAGCUGGUAUGAAAAAUACAGUCAGAGAAAUCGCGGACUGAGUCUUCAGCAGAUCCAGCUGUAUGGCCGACAGAUCCUGGAGGGGCUGUUGUAUUUAGAAGAAAAGGGAUUUCCACCACACAGCAACAUUCACUCGGGCAACAUCCUGUUUGAAGAUGGAGUGUGCAAAGUAACGGGGUAUGAAAACAUCUUUUUGGGCAACACAUCCAGAGUGUAUUCUCUCAUAAGGAAGAAACUGAAAGGAGAGAACAAAGAGGCCAUUGACACUCUGUCCUUUGGUCACCUGCUGUUUGAGAUGUGUUUUGGUUUUGAGCUGGAUGCUCCCCAUCCCGAACCCCAGAACCUAACGGGCCACCAGUCGCCCAUCAUAGUCGAGGUGAUGAACUUCAUAUUUGAACCCGAGUCUGGAAAGUAUCCCACUUUACGAGAGGUGUCCCAGCACAUGUUCUUCAGCAGCAUCCGGCUCCAGGAGAUGAUGAUGUACAACCCAGCACCCAUACAUCUGAGUGGCACGAUGAAGAGUCUUCUGAAGACAGUCAGGAAGGGGAAGUCAAAAUCAAAGUCAAAAUCUGGUACAGAUAAGAUGAAGUCUGAGUCCAAGAGAGUGUCAAGAUCUGCUUCUGUGUCCUCAGUGACCAAUACAACUCCACCCCCACCUCCUCCCCCUCCCGGUCCCCCACCACCCCAGGGCCCCCCACCGCCACCCACACCCCCACCCCAGCCAUCCACCUCAACCUCUAGUCCCAGUAGGGGUGCUCUCCUGGGAUCCAUCAGACAGGGCCAAAGACUCAAGAAGACCAUCACUAAUGACAGGAGCACACCACGAGUUUGAACACUACUCAUGGACAUCUGGCACAGGACAUGGACAUCUGGCACAGGACAUGGACAUCUGACACAGGUCAUGGACAUUUGACACAGGACAUGGACAUCUGACACGGGACAUGGACAUCUGACACAGGUCAUGGACAUCUGACACGGGACAUGGACAUCUGGCACAGGACAUGGACAUCUGACACAGGUCAUGGACAUUUGACACAGGACAUGGACAUGUGACACAGGACAUGGACAUCUGACACGGGACAUGGACAUCUGACACGGGACAUGGACAUCUGGCACAGGACAUGGACAUCUGGUGCAGGUCAUGGACAUCUGACACAGGUCGUGGACACCUGACACAGGUCAUUGACAUCUGGUGCAGGUCAUGGACAUCUGGUGCAGGUCAUGGACAUCUGACACAGGUCGUGGACAUCUGGCACAGGUCAUGGACAUCUGGCACAGGUCAUGGACAUCUAGCACAAAUCAUCGACAUCUUACACAGGACAUGGACACCUGACACAGGUCAUGGACAUCUGGUGCAGGUCAUGGACAUCUGGUGCAGGUCAUGGACAUCUGGUGCAGGUCAUGGACAUCUGACACAGGUCAUGGACAUCUGGCACAGGACAUGGACAUCUGGCACAGGACAUGGACAUCUAGCUCAGGACAUGGACAUCUAGCUCAGGACAUGGACAUGCAACAUGCAGAGCAGUGUAAUGAAGCUGCUGAAUUGAGGAAUCCAGAGUGAACUUGUAGUCCUCAAAGUAUCCUGAUAUGACAGUAGCCGUAUCACAGGGGCAUCAUUGGUCAUUGGAUGAUACAAUGUACCCAUAUUUGUGGAUUGAUAUAGUUACUGAAGACAAUACAAUGUUUCUGAAGACAAAGAUACUCUCUCUGUUGAUGGGUAUGUGUCCAGCUCCCUUUGACCGUGUCCAGCUCAACCUUGACACCACCUUGACAUCUCGACACUGACUGAAGCACAGUGUCAACACAGCCAGGCCUUCAGGAAGUUCACUGUCACAGAAUUGACUGUUCACUUUGUAUAUAUGAUUAACUCUAUUGUCAUGAUGAAGAUUUGCCCACUGUGCUUUCAAGUCCUCAUGCAAUCUCUUUUGUAUGAACGGUGAUCUGUUAGAUGUUGUAGUUACCCAAUACUGUAGAUUGGAACCAGCAGUUGGUUCCAGUGGUAUAGGCAUACUGUACACAUCAGUCUCUGGACAUACAGUACAAUUUAGUCCCUAGACAUACAGUACACAUCAGUCUCUGGACAUACAGUACAAAUUAGUCUCUGGGCAUACUGUACACAUCAGUCUCUGGACAUACAGUACAAUUUAGUCCCUAGACAUACAGUACACAUCAGUCUCUGGACAUACAGUACAAAUUAGUCUCUGGGCAUACUGUACACAUCAGUCUCUGGACAUACAGUACAAUUUAGUCCCUAGACAUACAGUACACAUCAGUCUCUGGACAUACAGUACAAAUUAGUCUCUGGACAUACCGUACACUUUAGUCUCUGGGCAUACAGUACACAUUAAUUUCUGGACAUACAGUACACAUCAGUCUCUGGAAAUACAGAACACAUUAGUCUCUGGAUGUACAGUACACAUUAGUCUUUUGACACAAGUACACAUUAGUCUCUGGAUGUACAGUGCACUUUAGUCUCUGGACAUACAGAACACAUUAGUCUCUGGACAUACAGUACACAGUCUCUGGACCUACAGUACACAAUAGUCUCUGGACAUACAGUACACAUUAGUCUUUUGACACAAGUACACAUUAGUCUCUGGAUGUACAGUACACAUUAGUCUUUGCAUGUACAGUACACUUUAGUCUCUGGACAUACAGUAUACUUUAGUCUCUGGACGUACAGUACACAGUCUCUGGACAUACAGUUCUCAUUAGUCUGGACGUACAGUACACAUUAGUCUCUGGACGUACAGUACACAUUAGUCGCUGGACAUACAGUACACAUUAGUCUCUGGACGUACAGUACACAUUAGUCUCUGGACAUACAGUACACAUUAGUCUCUGGACGUACAGUACACAUUAGUCUCUGGACAUACAGUACACAUUAGUCUCUGGAUGUACAGUACACAUUAGUCUCUGGACAUGCAGAACACAUUAGUCUCUGGACGUACAGUACACAUUAGUCUCUGGACGUACAGUACACAUUAGUCUCUGGACGUACAGUACACAGUCUCUGGACGUACAGUACACAUUAGUCUCUGGACGUACAGUACACAUUAGUCUCUGGACGUACAGUACACAGUCUCUGGACGUACAGUACACAUUAGUCUCUGGACGUACAGUACACAGUCUCUGGACAUACAGAACACAUUAGUCUCUGGACGUACAGUACACAUUAGUCUCUGGACGUACAGUACACAUUAGUCUCUGGACGUACAGUACACUUUAGUCUCUGGACAUACAGAACACAUUAGUCUCUGGACGUACAGUACACAUUAGUCUCUGGAAGUACAGUACACAUAAGUCUGUGUCAUGCAGGCACAGUUGCAAUAUCAGAAUAUAUUUUUCCAAUUCUAGAGCCAGUUAAUGACGUGCAAUGUAUCCAUUGACCAUCAGUCUCUGGACAUGCAGUACACAUUAGUCUGUGUCAUGCAGGCACAGUUGCAAUAUCAGAAUAUAUUUUUCCAAUUUAAGAGCCUGUAAAUAAUGUGCAAUGUAUCCACUGACCAAAUCCUGUAAAACCCUUUAUGUACAAUUCACCAGAACCUGCCUUCUCUUGCAUCAAUGGUAACCUCUUUGACUGUCCAAUCA